UUUGGCGCACUGUGUACAGGAGGAAGCCACGUUGACAACGAAAGAGGUGAUUUAUUCAGCAAACUUAAAUUCUGAGCUUUAAAAAUAUAAGAAAACAGUUGUUACAGCCUGAAAGGUGUAAAGGUCUGCCAGAGUAAACAGGAUGAGUGUAGGCUUCAUUGGAGCGGGUCAGCUGGCCCAAGCCUUGGUGAAGGGCUUCACUGCAGCGGGUGUAAUUGCAACUCACCGGAUCACGGCCAGUUCUCCAGAUACAGAUCUGCCUACAGUGGCCGGGCUCAGGAAAAUGGGCGUGAAUUUCACAACCAGCAACAAGGAAACCGCGCAUAAGAGUGACGUCCUAUUUUUGGCAGUCAAACCUCAUAUUAUUCCUUUCGUCCUGGACGAAAUCGGACCCGAUAUCGAAGACCGACAUCUCAUUGUGUCUUGUGCUGCUGGGGUCACUAUUAGCUCCAUUGAGAAGAAACUGCUCCAGUACCGCGCUGACCCUAAGGUGAUCCGCUGCAUGACUAACACCCCAGUGGUGGUGCGCGAGGGGGCCACGGUAUAUGCCACUGGCACGCAUGCUGAGGUGGAGGACGGGAAGCUUCUUGAGCAGCUGAUGGCCAGUGUGGGAUUCUGCACGGAGGUGGAGGAGGAUCUGAUCGACGCCGUUACAGGACUCAGUGGCAGUGGACCAGCUUACGCUUUCACGGCUCUCGAUGCUCUGGCUGAUGGUGGUGUGAAGAUGGGUCUACCCAGGAGGCUGGCUUUACGACUGGGAGCUCAAGCACUGCUUGGUGCUGCAAAGAUGCUUCUGGAUUCAGAGCAGCACCCAGGCCAGUUGAAGGACAAUGUGUGCUCACCAGGGGGCGCCACCAUCCACGCCCUGCACUUCCUGGAGAGCGGUGGCUUCCGGAGCCUUCUCAUUAAUGCUGUGGAGGCUUCGUGUGUCAGGACCAAAGAACUGCAGUUUCUUGCAGAUCAAGAGAAAAUCUCUCCUGCUGCUAUUAAGAAGACCACACUGGACAAGGUGAUGCAGCAGCCUGGUUUUCCUCCUAACACUACAGGAACCAAGAGCAGAGUCAACAUGUUUAACAACAAGAGCGGAAUUAAAAAAGUCUAAGGAAUCUCUCUCACACACACACCCACACACACACACACACCCCUUUACUUUAUUUGCAUCUUUGCUUUUAGACAGAUGUUACUCUAGGUAUUUUGGUGAAUUUUGAACAGUAGCUCAGCAUACCUGUGUACACACACACACACACACACACACACACACACACACACUUGUGCAGAGUAUAAGAGUAAAAUGAACAGAAGUGCAUUUCCAGCAUGCUGUCUAUCGCCUCGUGCCUCCCUGCAGCAGCAGACAGUUCGAUCGCUCCCUUGGGAGUAGCAUCAGGAGUUACAGGCAGCAGAUGCUACAUGAAGUUUUUUUUUUUUUUUUUUCCCCCCUUUUAAUACCUCCCUGUCCUCUACACAUAUCAACAGUGAGAUAUAUUUUUUUUGUCAACUCUGUAUUUGUAUCUAAUAAGGAUCUAAUAUUUGUGCCCAAAAUCACUGUAUAUUCAUUCUUUUCUUAGUGCUCUACUUUUGCAUAUAUAU
This is a messenger RNA of Tachysurus vachellii, 1587 nucleotides long. It is a transcript of the gene pycr1b, whose product is annotated as pyrroline-5-carboxylate reductase 1b. The transcript has 8 exons. The record is from RefSeq and is a predicted model, not a curated record. Lineage: Eukaryota; Metazoa; Chordata; Actinopteri; Siluriformes; Bagridae. Gene Ontology annotation, biological process: L-proline biosynthetic process. The coding region runs from base 143 to 1102 and encodes 319 amino acids. Gene Ontology annotation, molecular function: pyrroline-5-carboxylate reductase activity.